AUGAAAUUCAUCGAUGAGUUAGACGUGGAGCUCGUAAACCAAACGCUCAACUUCGAGACCAGCGAUUGCAAAGUGAAUGGAGGCUGCGACAUAUUUACUACGAAACCCGUGGCUUCCGACAAAAAACUGUACAAGACUAUAGACAGGCAUCUUGACUCACUAUUGGUCGAGAAUGAGGGCUUCAACAGUGCGGUACAACAGCAAAUAGCGCUGGAAAACCCGGGAAGCGUUUCCUCGUCCCCUCGAGACCAGAAAAGCGAUGCCCACCAUUUGUACAGUACUCGGGGAGACUCUGGUUCUCCUUCGUCCUUUUGGGAGCAGAAGAGAAGGAUUUCCGUGAGCGACAGCAGCAAUGGAAGCGGCGCCAAUGGGUCGUCCCUCAAAACGCACAAACUAAAUGACCAAAAUCUAAAGGAUUUGGUAAACUCCGAAUCUGGCUAUAUGAGUUCUUCUUCCACGGAGUCGCAUUCGCGCCCAAGCGUAGGAGUCAGAAGAACAAGCAGCUCUGGUAGCUUAGCCUUUGGUUCUGGUAUCCAACGGCGGAGAUCCUCGGCACACAAGGAAAGUGUAAAUAUUGGGCCUUUUGGUCCGAUAAACGAAACCGCAAGUAGAAGGGCUUUCGCGUACCUAAUUGCUAUUUUGAAUGCUUCAUAUCCUGAUUAUGAUUUCGCUUCGUUGGAGCCUACGGAUUUCGUGAAGAGCUCCAUGAAGUCCCUUAUCUCCAAAUUUGAAAACUCGCUGAUAUCUUUCGGAAAGCAACCUCAAGAGUGGAUAUGGGAGACGAUUAAUUCACACAUGGAUGUCUCAGAUUGCGCGAUUUAUCAAUACAAGCCAUCGAAAUCGUUCCUGGAUGAUGAGCCUGGUCAUCUGUGGAGUUUAAUGUGGUUUCUGUUUAAUAAAAAGAGGAAAAGGGUUGCGUAUUUAUACUUGAAUGUGUUCAGAUUAAAGUCCGGUCCUUUAGCUGAUAACUUAUCCCCAUUAGGUCUUGCCGACGAAGACGAGGACGACCACGAGAAGGAAAGCUCAAGACGCAAGCCAAAGAGGAAAUCAACAAUUGACCAUGAAUCAAACACUUUCGAAGGUGAGUAUGACCUCACUUGUGCAUCAAAUGAUGAAAACGCCAUCGAAGAUGAUGAUGAGUCCACGGAAAACUGA
Lachancea nothofagi CBS 11611 is the source of this 1155-nucleotide messenger RNA. Lineage: Eukaryota; Fungi; Ascomycota; Saccharomycetes; Saccharomycetales; Saccharomycetaceae. The record is from the annotation of a GenBank genome assembly.